GUAUAAAAUAAUAUACCCAAGUCUGCGAAGCAUUAUAAUAAUAUUAUAUUAUUACUAUUAUUAUCAUCAUUAUUCCGCAUUCGUUGUCGUUUCAAUCCGCUUCGCGUCGCUAUUCUCGUGUCGUAUCGGCUCGCGUCGACUCCAUCCGUCCCGGCCGACAGUAAAUAUAAUAGUAAUAAUAAUAGUAACCGAUUAUUAGAUUAUACUUUCGUGGAGGUAUUGUACCACCUUGUAAGUUGUAUUACUGCGGUUAUUACAUCAAUUUCGUCAGCCUACUCCGCGGCGGUUCUGGUCAAUCUGUUCCCACUCGACGACGACGGUUUCCGGUUUCCGUCACUGUCGCUGUUGCUGCUGUUGCCGCCGCUCGCAUCGUGUAUUUGUCCGUUGUCGGCGUCCUGUUGGAGUUUGGUCUGUUUCGCUGCUGCGCUGGUGCCCGGCCGUCUUUUCGCCGCCAACAAUUAUUUUGUUCGGAUUUCCCGUGAAAUGGCUACGGUUAACUUGGAAUCCAUUUUACCAUGGCCGGAAUACUUUAGAAAGGUCUUGAACAGCACGAAUAAACCAGCAUUUUUGAAACCAAUUGAUGGUCCAAAACCGGAAUUUAAUAAAGAGUUAAACGAAAAAGUAUCUUUGUAUCAAGGCGACCUUACAAAAUUAGCAAUAGAUGUUAUUGUUAAUGCAGCCAACUCUAAGUUAGCUGGAGGUGGAGGAGUUGAUGGAGCUAUUCAUAAGGCUGCUGGCCGAGAACUUCAGGCAGAAUGUGCUACAUUAAAUGGUUGUAAGACGGGUUGUGCCAAAAUCACCAAAGGGUAUAAACUCCCUGCAAAGUAUGUCAUACACACAGUCGGACCAAAAGGAGAGAAUUCCGAUGAACUGCAAUCAGCUUAUCAAAACAGUUUGGAUUUAGCUGUUGAAAAGAAGUUAAGAACAAUUGCAUUUCCGUGUAUUUCUACUGGCAUUUAUGGGUAUCCGCAAGAAGAAGCAUCUAUUGUUGCCUUGAAAGCUAUAAGAGACUUUUUAGAGCAUGAUCAUAACUUGAUUGAACGCAUAAUAUUCUGUGUAUUUCUUGAUUCUGACAAAGAAUAUUAUGAGAAAUAUUUACCAUUAUUUUUUCCUCUCGAGUAAGAUUUAUGUUAUGUAUUGUAAAUUAUACUAACCUUUUUUACAGCAUUAAAAAUAAUCAUUUAUACAUUGUUUUAAUUCGUUUUCAUUUUUUUAUAUUAUCAAUAUUGUAGUGUAUUAAUACAGUAUGUUAAUUGUUUAACUUUAAAAACAUUUAAAUAUAUAUCAAUCUCAUUAAA
Myzus persicae (green peach aphid) is the source of this 1298-nucleotide messenger RNA. RefSeq names its product macro domain-containing protein CT2219-like. Gene Ontology annotation, biological process: DNA damage response; purine nucleoside metabolic process; peptidyl-glutamate ADP-deribosylation. The record is from RefSeq and is a predicted model, not a curated record. Gene Ontology annotation, cellular component: nucleoplasm. Bases 484 to 1122 code for a protein of 212 amino acids. Gene Ontology annotation, molecular function: ADP-ribosylglutamate-[protein] hydrolase activity. The transcript is spliced from 7 exons. NCBI's taxonomy places the organism in Eukaryota, Metazoa, Arthropoda, Insecta, Hemiptera, Aphididae.